GUCUACGUCGAUCGUAUCGAAUACAAUUGAAUACUAGCAUAGGACUGUGCGGUUUCGCGCGGUUGCGGUCAAAUUUCCCUCGAGUUUUCCCUACAACGCUGCUUUUCCCCAACCGUGGUCGCGAGUACCAGGUCUCGAGCCUUCGCGUCGUGUCAGCCGGUGUUGUGUACGACAAGCAAGUCGUAGGCGCUUCUGGUGCGCGCAUCUCUCGCCAAGAGAGACCGUAGCGCGGUGUGAGAAACCGAAGGCGGCUAAAGGCGGUGGUGAGUCAGGGCUGCAAGGACGUCGCGUCGGAUGUGCCCCACUGAGGAGUCGCACCAGCGACGGCACCAACGACAGCGGCGGCAGGUGGGAGUAGCGCCGCUCCUCGUACCAGACUUUUAUGAGAGUAGGGAGCGUCGCGCAAUAUUCCGCGCAACCGACAUCGUGACUGCGGGGAUCGAAGCUCUGACUAGCGGCUAUCGGUCAAUUCGCGCGAAUCCGGUGAGUCAUCGUUAAUCGUCAGGCAUCUCCAAUUGCUUUGCGUUAAUCCCGUGCGACCGAGGAUGGACUCGCGGAUCCAGGACGCUCUCAACGACGUCCUGCUCAAGAGGGAUCACGACUCUGUCGACGAUUUCGAGCAUCUUGGCCACGACGGCUCCCCGGACGACCGUCCGGAGCAGCAGCAACAGCCGCUACCGCGACCGAUUGACGCGCCACGUGUCGAUGAUCUGCUGAAUAUCGGCGACUCCUUUCAGGACUCCGUGUUGCCCAGCGCGCUUCUCGACACCGAAACGAAACCCGUGCCGGCGACACCGCCGCCUUCCGCAGACUUCGACAAGUGCGCGGCCAUGGCGCAGUCGUCGGACCCGUUCCAGCAGCCGCUGAACCCGGUCGAUCCCAAGCUGGCCAGCAUGACGUUCGUCGAGACCGAGCGGGCCUACCGUCACCAUCAGUUCGACGACGACGUCGACGAUGACGAUGACAACGACAACGGCGACAACGAGGAGGAAGAGAUGAUCCUCCAGCCGCCGUUGUUACCGAUCUCGACCACCGCCGCCGUUCGAUCUGACGACGACUUUCCGCUGACGUCGUCGGCGAAAGCCGCCGACAGCAAGGCGCGACCACUCGAAGAGCACGAGGACCCCGCUGUACUGAUUACUUGCACCGGUUAUGGGAGACGACACGAGCGCGAUGUUGCUCCGCCGGGCGGCAUCAACGUCGGCGAGGACGAUUUCAUGCAGAGCAUCAGAUCGUCGAUGUUGCCGGCGCCGGAGAGGUCGCCGCUGAUAGACUUCCUCGGAGACGACGGCGAGUCGUCGAGGGAGGACAAAGUUAAGAACAUUACGGACGACGACUCGUGGAACGUAGUGGAGAGAACGGAGCUGAAGCGCGAACAGGCUAGAGCGUUUGAGCCUACAAAGCCGUUGCCCCCGUUACCUAGGGAGGCACAACUCCCGGAGAAAACACGCCGGAACGUGUACGAGGUAUCGAGUGACCUCUUUGCCGCGGAGACCGCCAAGCCGUCACCGCCUCCGCCGCUGCCGCAGCACGAGAGUGUCAGUAAGCGACGUGAAACACCGAAACCCAAGGAGCCCGAUUACGCCUCUUCUCGCUUGGUCGGCAAAAAGAAGCAGGAGAUCGAAAUCGCGCCGAAGGAGAUAUUCAGAGAUAUGGGAUUGGACGCAUGGUUUAACCCUGAAAGACUGAAUCCAAAAGUGGCAGCUCUGAUAUACUGGCGCGAUCCGAAAAAAUCGGGGAUCGUUUUCGGCACGAUACUAGGCGUGCUCUUGUCACUGGCCUAUUUCAGUCUGAUUAGCGUGCUGGCUUAUAUGUCACUUCUCGCUCUUAGCGGAACCAUCCUCUUCCGUAUCUACAAAACUGUUCUUCAAGCAGUCCAGAAAACUUCGGAUGGCCAUCCAUUCAAGGAUAUUCUUGAGCUGGAUCUGGCAUUACCAGCUUCGAAAGUGCACGAAGUCGCGGAUGUCGCAGUUGCACACGCUAAUGCUGCCGUUAGCGAGCUGCGCCGACUUUUCCUCGUUGAAGAUUUUGUCGAUUCUCUGAAGUUUGGCGUUUUGCUAUGGUGUCUCACCUACGUGGGUUCUUGGUUCAACGGCAUGACUCUUAUUAUAAUUGGAGUGGUUGCUCUUUUCACGCUGCCUAAGGUUUACGAGACAAACCAGGAGCAGAUUGAUCAGAAUCUGGCCUUGGUGCAGGCGAAGAUCAACGAAAUUACCGCCAAAGUAAAGGCGGCAAUUCCUCUUGGCAAGAAAGCUGAGCCGACAAAGGAAGAAUAAGGGAGAGUCACGAGUGGCAAUAGUCCAACGGACAGCCGAGACAGCAGAUAUAGAAAAGAUUAAGAUAGAAGCAAACGAGAGAAGCGUGAAAAGUGAGAGAAGAGCUUGAGAGCGCGCGUGCUAGCAGACCGGGAGGAGAUUUGCAUCAUUCAACGAAGAUCGAGCCCAGUAAUCACGCGGAUAGCGGGAGCCGUCAUCUUUACGAGCCUGUCCGCUGUAUUUCCAGAGAAGGAUAUCAAUUUCUCGAGGCACAAAAUGGUCGGUAAAGCCGAUAAACGGCCGCGCACGCGUACAUCGACAUUCUAAUCUCGAGAGCAAUUCUUAUCGAGGAAGCAAACACCGUAAGCGAAAGAAAGAAAGAAAGAAAAGCAACAUUUAGUGAUUAAUUAAUCGUUUAUUAUUACGAUAAAAAAUGCGAUGGCAAGUUUUCGGCCAGCCACAGUGCAAUGCGCGCGGGGCUGCUCUCGAGGAUUGAAUCAGCCCUCCGCCUCUCCCUUCCCCUUUUUUCGUCAUACUCUUUGACAAAUGUGUUUUACGAUUAUCAUAAACUUCGUGUUUUACUACCUACCCGAUGAUGUCCUUUGUUUUCCUCUUUGCGAAGAGAAAAAGGAAUAAAAGGAAGAGUAAGUUGAAAGAAUGAUAGAGUAAGAAUGAAUACCCAUAUGGUGAUAUGAAUAUAUGAGAGAAAGAGAGAGAAAGAGAGAGAGAGAGAGAAAGUGAGUGAACAAUAAGGUUGUAUGUGAUUUAUCUUAGUCUCGUCUUCGUCGGAACGUCGUAUUUCGAGUAGUUUGGAUAAUUGUUUCGCGGAUCGGGCGCCACUAAAAAUAAUUGAAUCGCGUCGCAGCGAGAUAUAAUGAGAAAUGGGGGUGUCGAAGAAUAGUGAUACUUGAAAGAUUCAAUGGACAAGGAGUGACGAAUACGAGAUGUCCAGCAUAUAAAUAGAAUCGUUUAUUCCUCAGCGGUAUAGAGAUCUUAAAGUAAUUAUCUUAUUUACAGCGAUAUCCCCCAUCGUCUCGAUGUUUUUAAGUUGUUGUGUUUGGGAGAAUUGAAUGGAGAUUUAAUGACGAAUUAAACCAUGCAGAAACGUAUAUAUUGUAUCUGUCUCUCAAUGACGUUGACGUUUGCAUAAUAUUAUUGCUACUGCAUCAUUAAUUGUAAUUAUAUCGUUAUGUACGCACACGCAUUUUAUAUAUAUAUAUACAUCGUAUAUGCUGCUCGUGUGCGUAUGUAUAUGUGUGUACAAACGCGCAUGUGUGUAUAUAUGUGAAUGGAAAGGACAGUUAUCGAAGACGGUGAUCCUAAAUAAUAAUAGGGCACGGAAUAUAUUUGAACGGUGAACGAUAAAGAUGCAACUUUAUAUCGUAAUAGCUAAUAGUUAUCGACAACACAGUGUUUUUAUCGGGACCGAUGGCGAAAUGUUCAGAAUGUGAAUUGUAAUAUGCAUAAUAUGCUUCUUGUCGUUUUCAUUAUUGCAUCUGCAUCCGCAUCCGCAUUAAUUUAUAAAUAAAUGAUAUUAAAUAUAAA
Vollenhovia emeryi is the source of this 3800-nucleotide messenger RNA. It is a transcript of the gene Rtnl1, whose product is annotated as reticulon-1-like. Bases 546 to 2276 code for a protein of 576 amino acids. The transcript has 6 exons. NCBI's taxonomy places the organism in Eukaryota, Metazoa, Arthropoda, Insecta, Hymenoptera, Formicidae. The record is from RefSeq and is a predicted model, not a curated record.